ACUGAUUCUUCGCCCUGUUCUGGCUGCCUGCUUCCUACUCCGGGGCUCCCCAAUGCCCCGAACCCUCUUUGAUAAGCUCAUCCCAAAAUGGCAACAGGUGAAACCUCCUGUCUGUGAUCCAGCAGUCUCUUUUUGACAUUGACUGGUGGGAUCUAGACCCAAUUUAUUUAUGCUAUUUAUUUGUGUGAGUUGUGUAACUGGGUGGGAAUGGCGUGCAGCCUGAGCCUCUCUUGGGGACCCCCAGGUCUCUGCGCAGCACCGAGCAGCAGGGCCCUGGCCUGGGAGCAGCGAUCCCACGUGCUGCUGCAAUACAGACCGUGCAGAGAGUCACGUCUUGCUUCUCAUUUACCGGGGAUGUCUCCCCUGGGCAGUGCAGUGGGGAGAGCGUGUGCCUUGCAGGCAGCUGCUCCUGCUGCCCAGAGCCCCGGGUUUCUCGGAGCCGGAGGCUUUGCUCCCCCAGGUCUCCGAAAAUCUCAGCCAGGGGCUGUGGCAGGGUUGUGUGUCCUCGAUGUGCCCAGGGCUUCUGCUCUUGCCUCGUCCUUGGGCUCAGUACCUUGAAUUUUAAGCACCUUCCGUAGCUCGGCAGUGACCUUGUGACUCAGGAGGGCUGUGAAGCUUUAGCAGCCGACCUGUUUGUCAGCUCCCUAAGCCUCUUAGAGGCUCCUCUGGGCUGAGUGUUUGCGGAUGAGGCUGGGGAAAAGCGUCAGCCCCACAGACAGGCGGAGGAGCCCAGGGCUUUUCCAGGAGCAGGUGCUGCGCCUCGCCGGCCCCUUCCCCUCGCAGGGGGAUUUGCUGCGCGCGGGGCUGCGGAGCUGAUCCGUGUUUGCCUGGAGCGUGUGGCCCUCUGCACGUGGGUCUCCGCAGCUUCCCAGCAAGGGCACCGCUCUUCAGCCCCGCUGCUAAAUCCCAAGCGGCGGCCCGUGGCUUUGGCCCCCUCCUCCCCUGCCGCCGGCGUCCCAGCCCCGCUCGGGGACCAAGGUCACAGCCGCGGGCAAGCGCGCUAAUUCAGCAGCCAGGCAGCGUCCUGCGGUUCUUUACAUCGGAGAGCAGAGGCGGUGGGAGCGGGCAGCAUUGCCCCGAGCUCUGCUCCCUCGGGAGCACCGGUUUAAUCCUACUCCGGCCUCCCGUGCCCAUCCCGGGCUGGCUGCGCGGUGCUGGCUGUGCCGCGCUUUGCUCUUGUUCAAAGUGAUCCGUGUGUCUCCAACACCCCAAAGACCCCGUCGGCUUGUGCGGCCGCUUGUUUGCGCUCUAGGGAGGUGGCUGCCUUGCUGCUUCGCUCACAGGACUCGUGGCCAGACCGGCCAGACCUGGUCUGACUCAGACGACGCCCUUUCUUCCUCACUUUGUCUCAAAAUGCCUUAAACUUCAUCUUAAAGCAUCGUCUCCCCUAAAUCCUACCCAACUGAGCAGAGACUGAGCUCGUUACCUUGCAGUUUGUGACUGUUAACAGGAUCUUUACGGAAACGUAGCCCCAUCCUUCCAGGACGGGCUCUGAGGACACUGGUGCAGCUCUUCAGCAGCACUUGCUAGUAAAACUUGAGCUGGAAUCUGUAAUUAACAGGGCCCUGGUCUUUGCUGGAGAAGCAACUGGUUCUGCCGGCUUCGUGUGAAACACUCCUGGAUCCGUGUAAUCCUAUUUGCUGAAGUCUAACUAAUUGCAAUUAGUGGAAAGGGCUGGAGUUCAAUUAAAGUGUGCUGAGAUUAUACCUUUUUGUAAUUGCUUUAGUGCUGGGGAUUACAGGAGGCUUUAGCGCGAUACCGUCCCGCGGACCGCGGGGCAGGCGGACGAGGGCUGCUCAGCCUUUCGGCUCCCCGCGUCAGCGCGGUGCCCUGGCCAGGGAGAGGUGCGAGGACGUUCGGUCCCUGCCUCAGGUCUGCGGCCCCGAGCACCGUCCCGAGCGCUCGCCAGGGCAGCUCGCACAGGCCUGGAAACCUCUGUGCCGCCUGCGAGCUGAGGGGCAGCCGGGUGGUUUCGUAGCGAGUGGGGAACCUCCUGGGAGAAACGCCCGAGUGGUUUGCAAAGAGGAGGCAGAAUGCAGCAAGUGCUCUGCUGCGAUUCCUUCCCUGGCGCUUGGAGACAUCGCGCAGAGGGAGGACGGAGGCUCUCGCGGGCGGCGAAGGCAGCAGUCCCUGACGCAGGGGCUGGCCCAACGCGCUAAUCCAGGCGCCCCCUCCCCACCAGCACACACCGGGGGAAGGACAGCAGAUUACCCAUUUAAAAAGGAGGGACGUAAUCCUAUUACCCCAGAGCGGGAUAAAUCCGCCAGCCCCUAAAAGCCAUCCGGAGCACCCAGGGGACGUGCACCGCUGCCGGGAGCACGAGCAGGCCGGAGGGUCCCUCGCAGUGCAGAGCUGGCCUCGGGCAGCCGCCGCGUAGGGGAGUGAGGAGCCGCAGGGACAGCGUCACCGGGGCGGGCUGCCGGCCCCCGCGCAGCCAUGAGCCUGGAGCCCCCCAAGCCGGAGAUCAAGUCGGCCACGAGGGUGAUGGGGGGACCCGCCACCCCCCGCAAGGGGCCCCCCAAGUUCAAGCAGAGGCAGACGAGGCAGUUCAAGAGCAAGCCGCCCAAGAAGGGGGUGCAGGGGUUCGGCGACGACAUCCCCGGCAUGGAGGGGCUGGGAACGGACAUCACCGUCAUCUGCCCCUGGGAAGCCUUCAGCCACCUGGAGCUGCACGAGCUGGCGCAGUACGGCAUCAUCUAGGCGCAGCACGGCACCGUCCAGGCGGCCGCGGCCCCCGUCUCCUGCCGCGGCCCCCGCCUGCCGCCCCGGCCCCCAGCGCUGCUUAGGUAGAAGCCGCCCGGCCCGGCCCCGCGGCGGGGCCCAGCCCCGGGAAACGCUCAUUAAAGCGCAGAACCAG
Molecule: messenger RNA, 2857 nt
Organism: Dromaius novaehollandiae (emu)
Lineage: Eukaryota; Metazoa; Chordata; Aves; Casuariiformes; Dromaiidae
Gene: PDE6G
Product: phosphodiesterase 6G
Exons: 4
Coding region: 2437-2700 (87 amino acids)
Biological process (GO): visual perception; positive regulation of G protein-coupled receptor signaling pathway; positive regulation of epidermal growth factor receptor signaling pathway
Cellular component (GO): photoreceptor outer segment membrane
Molecular function (GO): 3',5'-cyclic-nucleotide phosphodiesterase activity; cGMP binding
Source: RefSeq, a predicted model, not a curated record